GGCGGGGCCCGCCGCGAUUGGCCGGCGGCGCGUGGGCCCACGUCUGCCGAGCCGGGGAGCCGCGCGCCCGGGGUCUGGGCCGCCAGAGGCUGCGGGGCGGCCGCGAGAUGGGGCACGAAAGGUGUUUGCGGAGAAGGGGCGGCCCGUAUAAAACAGAACCUGCGACUGACCUCACCCGCUGGCGACUGAGCAAUGAAGAGGGGCGGCAGAGUUGGCGCUAUCUGGAGGCUGAUGAGGAAUGUGAGAGAGAGCAGAGCGGGCUGGAGGCUCACUGCCUAGGCUUGGACACGAGUAAGUUCUUCAAGGCCUUGCCCCAAGCCUGCACAGCCCAGGAAGCAGUGCUGAAUGGGAUGAAGUUUUACUCUGGCCUGCAGGCGGAGGAUGGGCACUGGGCCGGUGACUACGGGGGGCCUCUCUUCCUGCUGCCAGGUUUCCUGAUCACCUGUCACGUUGCCAAGAUCCCACUGCCAGAAGGGUACAGGAGGGAGAUGGUGCGUUACUUGCGCUCGGUGCAGCUCCCGGAUGGAGGCUGGGGCUUGCACGUGGAAGACAAAUCGACAGUGUUUGGCACAGCACUCAACUACACGUCCUUGAGGAUCCUGGGGGUUGGGCCAGAUGACCCUGACCUCGUGAGGGCUCGGAUCAACCUCCACAGCAAAGGUGGUGCUGUGGGAAUCCCGUCCUGGGGGAAGUUUUGGCUGGCCGUCUUGAACGUUUACAGCUGGGAGGGAAUGAACACGCUGCUCCCUGAGCUGUGGCUGCUCCCGACCUGGAUGCCAGCCCACCCCUCCACGCUCUGGUGCCACUGCCGCCAGGUGUACCUGCCGAUGAGCUACUGCUACGCCACGCGCCUGACUGCCGAGGAGGAUGAGCUUGUCCAGAGCCUCAGACAGGAGCUAUACGUCCAGGACUACUCCAGCAUUGACUGGCCGGCCCAGAGGAAUAAUGUGGCAGCCUGCGAUCUCUACACCCCGCACAGCUGGCUUCUCACGCUUGCCAAUGCCAUCCUGAACGUAUACGAAGCCCACCACAGCGCUCGGCUGAGGCAGCGAGCCGUUGCGGAGCUGUACGACCACAUCAAGGCUGAUGACAGAUUCACCAAGGCCAUCAGCAUUGGCCCGAUUUCCAAGACCAUUAACAUGCUGGUUCGCUGGUACGUGGAAGGGGCGAGCUCUCCAGCCUUCCAGGAGCAUGUCUCCAGGAUCCCUGAUUAUCUCUGGCUGGGACUCGACGGCCUGAAGAUGCAGGGCACCAAUGGAUCCCAGCUCUGGGACACAGUGUUUGCUGUCCAAGCCUUCCUGGAGGCUGGCGCUCAGAAUGACCCGGCAUUUGCUUCUUGUCUGAGGCAGGCCCAUGAGUUCCUCAGAAUCACCCAGAUUCCGGAUAACCCGCCCGACUACCAGAAAUACUAUCGCCAGAUGAGCAAGGGCGGAUUCCCCUUCAGCACCCGUGACUGCGGCUGGAUCGUGGCUGACUGCACUGCGGAGGGGCUGAAGUCGGUGAUGCUGCUGCAGGAGAAGUGUCCCUUCAUAGCAGAGCACAUCCCCACGGGGCGCCUCUUUGAUGCUGUGGAUGUGUUGUUGAGCAUGAGGAAUCCUGAUGGAGGCUUCGCGACGUACGAAACCAAGCGGGGGGGCCGGCUGCUGGAGCUCCUGAACCCCUCGGAGGUGUUCGGCGAUAUCAUGAUAGACUACUGCUACGUGGAGUGCACGUCGGCUGUCGUGCAGGCACUGAAGCACUUCCACGCGGCCUUCCCGGAGCACCGGGCCCAGGAGGUCAGAGAGACGCUGCGCAAGGGCCUGGAGUACUGCCGCAGGGUGCAGAGAGCUGACGGCUCGUGGGAAGGGAGCUGGGGCGUGUGCUUUACCUACGGCACCUGGUUUGGACUGGAGGCAUUGGCCUGUCUGCAGCACACCUACGAGAACGGAGCUGCAUGCAGGGAGGUGACCAAAGCCUGCCAGUUCCUGGUCUCCAAGCAGAUGGAGGAUGGUGGCUGGGGAGAGGACUUUGAGUCCUGCGAGCAGCGCAGAUACAUGCAGAGCCCCACCUCCCAGAUCCACAACACCUGCUGGGCCCUGCUGGGGCUCAUGGCCGUCAGAUACCCGGAUGUUGGGGUGCUGGAGAAGGGGAUCAAGGUUUUGAUCGACAAGCAGCUGCCCAAUGGUGACUGGCCUCAGGAGAACAUCUCUGGAGUGUUCAACAAGUCCUGUGCAAUCAGCUACACCUCCUACCGCAACGUCUUCCCCAUCUGGGCCCUGGGGCGCUUUGCACGCCUGCACCCUGGCAGCAGCCUUGCUGGCAAGCUGCAGCCCAGGUCCUUGCACAGCGAAGAGGAGAUCCUGGCUGGAGGGAAGCGGGAUGGGGUUCUGUCAGGGUCCCCCUCUGUCUGACCUUGGCCCUGCCCAUGCCCCAUGGCAGGCCUGCAGCCUCAGUGACACACUAGCUGGAUUUGCUUGGCUACAAGGCUCUUUAAGGGAGGCUGGCAGGCCCUGGCGCUGUGUCGUGGUCCAUGAGGACUCUGCACAUUGAUUCUAGCUCCGUGCCUACGUGUGGGCUUGGAGGGGCAGCGAGUGUGUGGGCACUGGCUGGCUUAUCGUCAAACAUGCUGUACGGCUGGGGCCUGGCUUGAAGGGACCCCUCUUCCCGGCUCCAUUGUGUAACAAGGCGGUGUCUGCAGGUGGGUGCUUGCUGCGCAGGGCAGGCUGCUUUGGGGUGGGGCCUAUCCGUGUGACCUCGAGCAGCUGUCUGCACUUCAAGCUGGAGGAGACACGCCAGCGCUCGCUGAGAUGGAGAUAGUGCCCUGACCCUGGGGUUCCCAAACCUCUUUCCCCGAGGCCCACCUGUGCAGCUGCCAUGGGCGCUGCAGCCCACUAGAAACGCUUCCUGAGGAAACCGAUUAAUUUUAAUUACUACAUCCAUAUAAACGAUAACACUAGAAACUAUGUACUUGGUUCCUUUCCCUUGUGAUCUCAACAGGUGUAAUGCUGGACAUCCCUAGCAGCACUCACUCAAAGAAAUGCCUCAGGGACUCAGAAACCAAACCAGUUCAGUAAAGCUACGCUUUAAAAACUGUGGAGAGCAAAAUGUGGUGUUCAUUCCCACAAGGAAAACACACUUCGGUAUAAAAUGGAACAAUAAGCAACACAACAAUGGUAACACAACUGUUGAAUAACUACGCAAUGUGUUUUUUUUAUUUUAAAACAAAAUAGUUGGCCAACUUGGCACACAAUACUGUGUGUUCUAUUUUUUUUUUAGUGUAAAAUCUGAAUGUUUAUGGUGUGUAAGUAAAGACCCAGUUCAGCUCUCUAUUAAUUAGGUCAAAUAUUGUAAAUACGAAUAUAAAAUAACUUAGACCAGGA
Molecule: messenger RNA, 3359 nt
Organism: Dermochelys coriacea (leatherback sea turtle)
Lineage: Eukaryota; Metazoa; Chordata; Testudines; Dermochelyidae
Gene: LSS
Product: lanosterol synthase
Exons: 22
Coding region: 108-2390 (760 amino acids)
Biological process (GO): triterpenoid biosynthetic process; cholesterol biosynthetic process
Cellular component (GO): lipid droplet
Molecular function (GO): lanosterol synthase activity
Source: RefSeq, a predicted model, not a curated record